GGUCAUAUUCCCAGUGAUUGCCCUCGCCAUCAUGAACUAUCGGAUCCGACAAGUCAUCGUCAAGCGAGCGGAAGCUCGAGCGGCUUUAGCUCAGCGGAUUGCCAAGGCCCAAAAUCAGGGGAUUGGGUUGAACAAAACCAUUCGAGGACCUCCCCCAGAGCCCACCAUAGGCUCAAUAUUACUCUUGAUCGUGGUGUUCUUUGUGAUUUCUCAAUCCUUUAAGCUCAUUUUGACGUCUGCUGAAUUCAUUCAUUGGGCACUUUACGGAACGUUAACCGAUUACACCACGUUCAAAGAGAGUCUCAUCAUAUUGAACCACACUUGCAUCGUUCUAAAUGCUUCUGUCAAUAUCGUCUUCUACAUUUGGAAGGACAAGGGUUUCCGUGCUGCUUUUAUCGAGCUCUUCCCGUCCACCAGGAGACUACUUCCAUGUUUCAGGGAUGCUGUGUCCUCCACAGAAACUCCAACAAGCAGUACAGCCAAACAGACGCCACUUGCUUCCAAUGGAACUACCUCCAGGGCAUCCAAAACUGGGGCCCGUUCAUUGUUGAUCCCGAAACGCGACGUGGUGAUCACUGUGAAUAAUGAAGACCAAUUGAUCGCGGUCGAGCAAAUUUCCCUCCCGGAUUUAUUGCACCAAUGCUAAGGCGGUCCACACCGAAAAUGACAUCUCGAAUUCUAGACGGAUUGAUCCUAUUUUCGUAAACAUAGUUGGCGGAACACUCACUCAUCACUUAAUUGUCAAAUGUCACAUAUUUUUAGACUUGUAGGUGAAUGAAUGAUCACCCCUAGAACAUAUAUUGAAUUCGUGUCAUAGAUGGAUUGGUUGAAUGAAUAGAAACGAAACAUCAGACUUCAA
This is a messenger RNA of Tigriopus californicus, 859 nucleotides long. RefSeq lists its product as uncharacterized. Bases 32 to 646 code for a protein of 204 amino acids. The transcript has 2 exons. The record is from RefSeq and is a predicted model, not a curated record. NCBI's taxonomy places the organism in Eukaryota, Metazoa, Arthropoda, Copepoda, Harpacticoida, Harpacticidae.